This is a messenger RNA of Fusarium pseudograminearum CS3096, 918 nucleotides long. RefSeq lists its product as uncharacterized. NCBI's taxonomy places the organism in Eukaryota, Fungi, Ascomycota, Sordariomycetes, Hypocreales, Nectriaceae. The transcript has 3 exons. The coding region runs from base 1 to 918 and encodes 305 amino acids. The record is from RefSeq and is a predicted model, not a curated record.
AUGUUCGACUAUCUCAAUCUUCACGAUGUCUUCCCUGAAGGGUUAGCGAACCCCUACGAUCGCGAUACUCAGCGAGAAACAGAGGCGUCUCGCAAGAGUUUUGAUGGCGCCUUGUUUAUCGAUCGUGUUCUCCGAGCUGUUGGAAUCACAAAGGCAAAAAUCUACCCUCCCAAAACCGACAAUGCCUUGAAACAGCUUCACCACCAAGUCUGUGAAGCCAACAUGUCUACACACCACAAAUUCCCCAUUUUCUAUUAUAUUCUACUCGAUUUUGACCGAACGUCGGGUCGCGACAAUGUUUCGGACGUUUUUGUGGAUUCAUCUGGCAUGCCUAAGAAGUACCAGAUCUUCAUGAAGGGUCUGUGGUAUCUCGACCAUCGGGACUUUUCGACAGCGCUUGAGUAUAUCUCGCACCCUUCUCUCAUCCCCGACUUUGCAGACGACAUCAUCACCGUCCUGGUUCGAUCCGCCGAGGACCAUGAUUACAGCAUCGCGCUAUCGUACUUUUACGCCGUGCAGCCUAUUCUUAAGACGUCGGCUGCUCUCGAGCUUCUUUUCAAUGCGAUGGUGCACACCAACAUCUCAGAGGCGUUGUUCUACUCUCGAACCUACCCUCCUCAUACCCGCGAGCUGCUCUUCCAGAAUCUGAUUGGUGCUGUCUUGGAGUCUCGAACUGAGGACUUUGCGGACCGAGCCACUGAACUCGCCUUCUUGCCCUUCGAUAAAUCUGAGGAAGCUUGGUUCGAAGAGUAUCUGCUUCAUGGUAACGGAAAGAACCACAAGAAGGCCAAGGACACGCUUGUGAUUCGAAAGAUUGCUUGUGAUCAGUUUUCUGAGGUAUCAAAGAUUCGACAUGGUGGACAAUGGUCCGGAAUCUUGGAUGGAAUUAAGGGUGGAAUUAGUGGUCACGCGGAGUAG